UGACAAGCUGACUGCUGAGGACCUCCUGAGAAGAGAAUGGCAGAAGAGUGGGGAAAACAGGUUUUUGCUGCUCGGCGCCACCAUGAAGAAACAACAAGGGAAUCUAUGUUUACUUACACAAACAGCAAUAAUACCAGAGGUCCCUUUGAGGGUCCCAAUUACCACAUUGCUCCUCGAUGGGUUUACAACAUUUCAACACUCUGGAUGUGUUGUGUGGUCGUCUUAUCAACCUUCACCAAUGGUCUGGUCUUGGUGGCCACAGCAAAGUUCAAGAAACUCCGUCACCCUCUGAACUGGAUCUUGGUCAAUCUUGCCAUUGCUGAUCUUCUUGAGACACUUAUUGCCAGCAACAUCAGUAUAUGCAACCAGUUUUUUGGCUACUUCAUUCUGGGACACCCAAUGUGCAAGUUUGAGGGCUUCACUGUCGCAACUUGUGGCAUCGCUGGUCUUUGGUCAUUGACUGUCAUCUCAUGGGAGAGAUGGAUAGUUGUGUGCAAACCUUUUGGAAAUGUCAAGUUUGAUGAAAAGUGGGCCAUUGGUGGAAUAGUGUUCACCUGGGUCUGGUCGGCACUCUGUUGUGCCCCCCCCCUCUUCGGAUGGAGCAGGUACUGGCCUCAUGGACUGAAGACUUCCUGUGGACCUGAUGUAUUCAGUGGAAAUGAAGAUCCUGGAUGUGUAUCCUACAUGAUUGUUCUUAUGAUAACAUGUUGUAUCAUUCCUCUGGGUGUCAUCGUCUUUUGCUACCUUGCAGUCUGGAUGGCUGUCCGUGCUGUUGCCAUGCAGCAGAAGGAAUCAGAGUCAACACAGAAAGCUGAGAGAGAAGUUUCCAGGAUGGUUGUUGUCAUGAUCUUUGCAUAUUGUUUCUGCUGGGGACCUUACACCUUUUUCGUCUGCUUUGGCACGGCUUACCCCGGGUAUCCCUUCCAUCCUCUGGCUGCCGCCAUGCCUGCAUACUUUGCCAAAAGCGCCACUAUCUGGAACCCAGUCAUCUAUAUCUUCAUGAACCGACAGUUCCGAUCAUGCAUCAUGCAGCUCUUUGGCAAAGAAGGGGAGGAUGGCUCUGAAGUAUCCACAUCAAAGACAGAGGUCUCCUCUGUGUCUCCUGCAUAGACCUCCAUGUUCUCCCUUUUGGAAAAAAACUGAGAGCCAUUGUAAUUUGUACAGCAAAUACUUGUUUCUUUUUUUUUUAGUAAAGAAG
This is a messenger RNA of Micropterus salmoides (largemouth bass), 1198 nucleotides long. Its product is annotated as red-sensitive opsin-like. Gene Ontology annotation, biological process: visual perception; phototransduction; G protein-coupled receptor signaling pathway. Gene Ontology annotation, molecular function: G protein-coupled receptor activity. Bases 37 to 1110 code for a protein of 357 amino acids. The record is from RefSeq and is a predicted model, not a curated record. Gene Ontology annotation, cellular component: membrane; photoreceptor outer segment. The transcript is spliced from 6 exons. NCBI's taxonomy places the organism in Eukaryota, Metazoa, Chordata, Actinopteri, Centrarchiformes, Centrarchidae.